Phytophthora nicotianae INRA-310 is the source of this 123-nucleotide messenger RNA. RefSeq lists its product as hypothetical. The transcript is spliced from 2 exons. The coding region runs from base 1 to 123 and encodes 40 amino acids. The record is from RefSeq and is a predicted model, not a curated record. Lineage: Eukaryota; Oomycota; Peronosporomycetes; Peronosporales; Peronosporaceae.
AUGUCAAGGUAUAUCUUUCGCCGUUCAAGCCACUGUACGGCCCUAAACAUUCAAGCAUAUCUCCCUGAAAGCAAGAAUGCAUUUGUUUUCGUCGAGUUGCUGGAGAACGAGUACCGUCUGUGA